AUGGCAGUGGAUGUCACAAAGGUAGAAACAGAAAGAGAAUCCCCGCCAUUCGGGACGUGCGAAAAGGUGGACAAGAAGAGACACGAGAGCAUCAGUUUCUACGCCGACCGUUACUCUUACUCGGACACGGCGUGCCAGAAGAGCUGCCUGCAGGUCACCACCAUCAAAAGGUGCGGCUGUUGCUUCGUAGACUUCCCCUGCAACCCUCUCAACAAGACGCACGUUUUCGACAACUUGGACUUGGGGCCCAAAGUACAUUUCUGCAACACAACCGAGUACCAGGCGUGUCUGUAUGAGCUGGAUACUUCGAGGGCCUCCAAGUUUCUAGCUGAAUGUUAUGAACGAUGUCCUCCGGCGUGUUCCGACAUCAACUACGACAUCACUUUGUCCAUGGCCUUGUGGCCUAGCGAAAACAGGAAAGACCAGUACCUCCAGUCUUUUGAUAACAGGCACAAUGCCACAGGGAGCCAAGAGCAGUUCCAGGCCUUGCGCCAAAACCUUUUGCUACUCUCAGUCUACCCGGAGACGCUGAAAGUGGACAAAUACGUGACGAACGCCAAGUACGACUGGAGCAUUCUGCUGUCCAACUUCGGCGGCCAACUCGGACUUUGCAUAGGGUUUUCCAUCCUGACCGCUCUGGAAAUAUUCGAGCUGAUCUUCGACAUUUUCACGCAUCUGGUUUUCUUCUUUUUUCCUCGCAUCCAGUCCAAAGUCAGAGUGAAAGUGAGCGACGGCAACAGUAGAGAGAAUCCUGGACGGAGUAACACGACAAGCUCUGGACAACCAUAG
Messenger RNA from Aplysia californica (California sea hare), 789 nucleotides. RefSeq names its product amiloride-sensitive sodium channel subunit alpha-like. Lineage: Eukaryota; Metazoa; Mollusca; Gastropoda; Aplysiida; Aplysiidae. Gene Ontology annotation, molecular function: ligand-gated sodium channel activity. The transcript has 2 exons. Gene Ontology annotation, cellular component: membrane. The record is from RefSeq and is a predicted model, not a curated record. The coding region runs from base 1 to 789 and encodes 262 amino acids. Gene Ontology annotation, biological process: sodium ion transmembrane transport.